GCCAGCGGCUGGCCGCUUAAAAAAAUAUUUAUAAAAAAUUAUAUAUACAAAAAAAUUUAAUCGAAUUUAAGCAAGUACAGGAAGACAAUGGCUCGGUUGAUUUCGGGAGUCCGUACACUAUUCCGUCAGUAUCCAUUCGUGACCAACAGCGCAAUCUAUGGGAGUCUAUAUGUGGGCGCCGAAUACUCGCAGCAAUUCGUAUCGAAACGCUGGCUGGCCCCGGCGCCCGAGAAGGAGGAUAUCGAUUAUGCAACAAUAGGAAGAUAUGCUGUGAUGGGCACCGCAGUAUAUGCCCCAACCCUUUUUUUUGGUUUGUACAAAUGGUUAGAUCGCGUUUUUCCAGGCACUGCCAAAAUCGUUAUAGUAAAAAAAUUGGUAUUGGAUCAAUUUGUUUUAACGCCUUAUCUACUGACUGUUUUUUAUGCAGGCAUGUCCAUUAUGGAGGGCUCUGAGGAUACUUUCCUGGAAUUGCGUGAGAAGUUCGUGCCGACCUUCGUGCGUUCUUGUAUUUUCUGGCUGCCUGCCCAGGCCUUGAACUUUUCACUGGUGGCGCCCCGGUUCCGUGUUAUUUAUAUGGGUGUUUGCGGUCUGAUCUGGGUGAAUAUUCUGUGCUGGACCAAGCGGCAGAGUCUACCGGUGGCCACCAAGUCAAACGCAACCGAAACAACAGCAUCUGUAGCUUCCAUAAGGAACUCCGAAGUCUGACAGUCUAAUAUUCAGAAUAUACCCGUGUAUAUAGUCAUAGAUAGAUUUUGACAAUGUUUUGGCAAAUAAAGUCAGACGCGAAGAUA
This is a messenger RNA of Drosophila rhopaloa, 791 nucleotides long. Its product is annotated as mpv17-like protein. The record is from RefSeq and is a predicted model, not a curated record. The coding region runs from base 88 to 705 and encodes 205 amino acids. Gene Ontology annotation, cellular component: cytoplasm; membrane. The transcript has 4 exons. NCBI's taxonomy places the organism in Eukaryota, Metazoa, Arthropoda, Insecta, Diptera, Drosophilidae.